AUGAGCGGCGCUGCCGAAGCGGACGUGGCGGAGCAGCGCGCCAUUAACGUCGUGUCCACAGCCGUUUCUGCGGUAGCUGCGGUGUUUCUAGGCGGAGGCUUCUACUAUGGCAUGACCAAGCAAAAGAAGGCGCUGGAAGAGGAGGAAAAGAGUCUGGGCAAACCAUCAGCUAGCAAAAAGAAGUUUGAGCCCAAGAACGCCACGUUUUUCGAGCGGAAGCUGGCAUUAGACAAGCCUUUGGCACCCAGUACAGCUGCUCGGAAGGCUCUGCUAGGUGUGACGCUCACCUCCGUCACGGGCUGCUGCCUGUUGGUGGGCGGGGCCGCUGCCACUCUGGGAGUGACCAAUACCAAGCAGCUUAACUACAAGGGACUAGGAGAGGUGAAGAGGGAGAUGUUAGACGUCAUUGCCGACGAAGUGAAGCAGGAUGAAGUGGAAGCAGCAAGAAAAUAGACAGGGUGACCUCUGUA
Molecule: messenger RNA, 470 nt
Organism: Phytophthora infestans T30-4
Lineage: Eukaryota; Oomycota; Peronosporomycetes; Peronosporales; Peronosporaceae
Exons: 3
Coding region: 1-453 (150 amino acids)
Source: RefSeq, a predicted model, not a curated record